UCGGUAGAGACGAGAUCAUCAUGGACCUUAUCUAUCAUGAAAAGCAAGAUGGAUUACUCUGUGCUCAGCAUUGCCUUAACAACCUGCUGCAAGGACAGUACUUCAAUGCCGUAGACCUCGCAGAAAUAGCCCAAGAAAUGGACCAAGCAGAACAGCGGCACAUGGCUGAGUUUGGCAUGCAGACAGAGGACUUCAGACGAUUUAUGGAGCAACCUUCUGUGAACAUGGAUGACACUGGGAUGUUUAGUGUCCAGGUGAUCACUUCUGCGUUGAAGCUGUGGGACCUGACGCUUGUUCCAUAUGAGUCAUCCAGUAGUUUAGCCCAGAAGGCACGAGGCAACCCCACGGAUCAGCAGGCUUACAUCUGUAAUUUCAAGGAACACUGGCUGACUCUGCGAAAGCUAGGCUACCAGUGGUUCAACCUCAAUAGCCAGCUGCCCUUCCCAGAACCCAUCUCCGACACAUACCUGGCACUCUUCCUCAAACAGCUUCAGCAUGAUGUUGAGGGCUCAUUACCUCCUUCUGAGGCAGACGAAACCCUCCGUCUCCACCCAGCAAUACCAGCAACAAAACCCAAACUUCUCAUAGAGGUAUGUGUAGAUUUGAUAUACUUUAGCUUUAAUCAAGAUUUUGUAGUUAAAUGA
Molecule: messenger RNA, 644 nt
Organism: Penaeus vannamei (Pacific white shrimp)
Lineage: Eukaryota; Metazoa; Arthropoda; Malacostraca; Decapoda; Penaeidae
Source: RefSeq, a predicted model, not a curated record